Messenger RNA from Labeo rohita (rohu), 1809 nucleotides. It is a transcript of the gene igbp1, whose product is annotated as immunoglobulin (CD79A) binding protein 1. Gene Ontology annotation, cellular component: cytosol. The coding region runs from base 50 to 1111 and encodes 353 amino acids. Gene Ontology annotation, molecular function: protein phosphatase 2A binding. Gene Ontology annotation, biological process: regulation of signal transduction; regulation of dephosphorylation. The transcript is spliced from 6 exons. The record is from RefSeq and is a predicted model, not a curated record. NCBI's taxonomy places the organism in Eukaryota, Metazoa, Chordata, Actinopteri, Cypriniformes, Cyprinidae.
GAAACGGAACAAACGGAAGCCGAAGUGGAUCUUAAAUACGCGUUGAGAAAUGGCGGCCGCUGAAGACAGUAACAGUACACAAAACCCCAGUGGUUCAGAGGCUCCGAAACUGUCGGAUUUACUGGACCGGGGCUGGAAACUGUACGAAGAGGUGGACACCACCAACGAGCCGAGCAGCUCCAAUGCAGUGCAGGUGAAAGUGAAGCGCGGUAUUAUGCAGCUGGAGGAGGCGACAAGGAUGGUCAAUCAGCUGAACCUUUUCAGUCGUAAUGAGGCUUUGGAGGAAAUCUCCACAGCUGACCUGAAGUACCUGUUGUUGCCGGCGCUUCUGGGAGCGCUCAACAUGAAACAGGUGAACCCCAGCAAGCGGCUGGAGCAUGUUCAGGCGGCCCGCGUCUACUUCAUGGACUUCCUUCGGAGGUGCAAGGACUAUGACGUAUGUACUUUUCAGCUGCCCAGAGUCAGUGAGAACACAGCAGAUACUCCUACUGAGGAGCAGUCGAAUCCAUCAGUCCCCAUGCCAGUGUCACAGCCAGACCUCAUUGCCAUGGCAACACAAAGACAAGCCAAAAUAGAGAGGUUUAAGCAGCGUAAGGAGACAGAAGCCAAGCUGAGUGAGAUCAGGGGGCUGGUUGAAUCUGGUUCAGCCGAUGAAGAAGUUGUGAGGGAUUUUUACCUGCUAAAUGUACGCAGGUGGGUCACACUAGCACUUGAGGAGAUCGACUCUAUCAACCAGGAAAUAGAAAUUCUGAAACGGAUGGAGCUUUUCAAGCAGAGCGCCCCCCAGCCAUCUCCACCUAAAAGACCACCCAUGAAGCCUUUUAUCCUGACCAAGGAUGCUGUGCAGGCAAAAGUGUUUGGUGCAGGGUAUCCCAGCCUUCCCACCAUGACAGUGGAUGAUUGGUAUGAUCAGCACCGGCGGAAAGGAUGUUUACCUGACCAGGGCAUACCACGCAGUGCAGCAGAUGGUGAUGCAGAGGAAGAUGAGAGAGCAGAAAGAGAGAGGAAGGAAGAGAACGAUGAUGAAGAGGCACUGCAGAAGGCACGUGACUGGGACGACUGGAAGGACACACACCGGAGAGGAUAUGGCAACCGCAAAAACAUGGGCUGAUCUGAUUUCACUCAAACACACACACAUGUAUGCUCAUCCCUUCAGUUCCCACAAAUAAACCUCCCAAUGCUGCCAAUGUGUGACAUGGACACAACAGAGAGUGGCGCUGUAGUGGUUAGUUAAUUUGGUUACUUUGUUUUCUAAACCGAGUUUAGAAAUUAUUUGACGUUCUUUUACAUGUCUCUAUAUAAAUCUUAAAUCUUGGUGAGCUUAAAUGAGACCUUAAACCCCUAAACAUGAAUGUUUGGGCCUUUUUGCAUCAGUCACCCUUUCCUACAUGAUUAAAAGUUUGCCUUUUCAUGGAUGUAGUUUUGAAUGCAGCAUUUCUACAGAAGUGUUUCCUCUAGUGUCAGCUUUUAGAAUCAGAAUCGGUUGACUCAGGAGGACAUUGUCACCCAUAUAAUUACACCUCGUGCUGUUUGAUAUGAAGCCAGUUAAGAAUGCAUGUUUAAGUAUUAGUCGAUAUCGCUAGGCCUCGUUGUCUGUUUCAGAUAAGAUACUUCAGUGAAGACGGUUCAGCACUUGCAUGGAUCUGACGCUGUGGUUCAGAAUUGCUGUAGAAACUGUGGGACAUUGAAACACACUGUCAAGACUGCCUUUGUAUUCUGAAAUUUAUUUAUUAUCUGGCUACUUUGCUUUUUUUUUGGAAAACUCUUUGUGAGCUCAACUUUUAGUUCUUCAGUAAACAUAAAGAGAAA